Messenger RNA from Neltuma alba, 489 nucleotides. RefSeq lists its product as uncharacterized. NCBI's taxonomy places the organism in Eukaryota, Viridiplantae, Streptophyta, Magnoliopsida, Fabales, Fabaceae. Bases 1 to 489 code for a protein of 162 amino acids. The transcript has 2 exons. The record is from RefSeq and is a predicted model, not a curated record.
AUGGAACUAAGUGAAAGAACGGUUUUAGGACUAGACUUGGUAGAUGCCACCACAGAGAAGACUGAGGUCAUCAAGCAGAAGUUGCUGACAGCUCAGAGCCGGGUCACGCCGACUACCGGUAUUGGGAGGUCCAUUAAAGCGAGAAAGUUAUCUCCUAGAUUUCUUAGACCCUUUGAAAUUCUGGAGAGAAUUGAAGAAGUAGCCUAUCGAGUUGCUUUGCCACUGCACCUGUCCAACGUGCAUGAUGUGUUUCAUGUGUCCCAACUAAAGAAGUACCACCCUGAUCCGUCUCACAUCUUAGAGGCUGAGGAGGUGAAGCUGGAUGACAAUCUAACUUACCAGGCUGAAUCGGAAAGAAUCCUUGAUGUGAAGGACAAACAGUUGAGGAAUAAGACCAUUCGAUUGGUGAAAGUUUUCUGGAAGGGCAUGAGUCUGGGUGAUGCCACCUGGGAGACAGAGGAAAGGAUGCGAUGCGAUUACCCUUGUUAG